AUGUUUCAGGAGCCACCAUUCAUAUUUAAAAACGAGAGCCAGCCAGGUUCCUACUACGGCUACAGCAUAGACGUCCUUGAAGAGAUCGCCAGCCGCGUUGGGUUUUCCUACACGCUCAGAGAGUGCGACGAGGGCGGCUACGGAGUGCUGGACGGUGGCGAGUGGAACGGGUGCAUUGGAAACAUUGUGAGAGGGGUGAGGAGCCUAUUGUCACCGCGGCCAUAUUAAGCUUUGGUAAAAAAAAAAAAAACGGGGAAAAUCUAAAAAUAAAUUUUACCAAAAUGAAAAGAUUUCCUUUCGUCCAAGUUUUGGAAGAGAUGAGGAAAUUUAUAAAUGAUAAUUGUUAAAAUGAAAAUGCCACGCAAUGUGAUUUCGUUAUGCCUUUAUAACGGAAUUCCCAAUCAUUAGUAAUAUAGAAUAGCAACCAAAAAAACAACGAAUUGUUAUUUUCCCAGGAAGCUGACGUCAUCCUUGGAGCCAUGACAGUCACUGCAGAAAGAGACACCGUGGUAGACUUUACACUUCCUUAUUAUGAUUUCGCCGGAAUACAAAUUCUCCUCAAGAAGCAGACAGCGAAGAUUGACCUGUUCUACUACGGCAAUGUAUUUAGUCCUCAUGUAUGUCGACAUAGCAAUAACAGCAGUUGAUCUGUAGCUGAUAACUCGGCUGUUGUUUUAGUACUGUUCGGUAUGGGGAUCUCUUUGAGAAUAUGGAGCCAUGCAAAUUUAAAAUAGAAGUCUAUAAAAGCUUUAUUUAAAUUACACCACUAUUUUUGUGUGAACACAACCUCCUAAACAUAGGCUAUUAUUUUUUCACUAGGCAAUUGGUAGGGAAAAACUCAAUUGAGUAAGUAAAAGUAAAGAUUAUUAUAAAAUCCGUUUCAGGCGUGGCUCUGUCUCGGUGCUGUGGUGCUAGUGACAAGUCUGCUGCUUUGGGCUUUUGAGAACAUCACAUCCACUGGACCCAAAGAGGGACGUUACACCGUGAAUAAACGAGACGUAAGACAGGACAGCGUUUCUUUAAAUACUGUCUCGAGCAAAGAAUCCAACUUCACGCCCACCAAAGACUCCAACCUUACGCCCACCAAUGAGAAAUAUACAUUCUCUCAAACUGGAGAAUUAUGCAAGGUUCCAGGUCGCGUUCUGGCCUAUAACAAUCAAACAUUCAGUAAUCGCGAAUUCGAUCCCGGAAAUGAGUCUAAGUUGAACCAGAAAGGCGAACUCGAGGCAAAGGAAAAAACGUCACUUCCUACAGUUGUCGACACUCUAUGGUUUGUGAUUGGUGCCUUGACAAUGGCGGGUAUGUAAAAAAAAAAAAAGGUUAUAUCAAAUACCGAAUGAGCAGAAUGAGAAGAAACGUGCCCAAAACGAAAGUUAACAGACGUUGUUUGGGUGUCUUAGAAUGUUAGUGUUAAAAUUUAUCUGUAUAUAUGUGAACAUGGCAUUGGCAAGGUACUCUUAGAAAUUUUACUUCAUUUUGAGAUCACUACAGUGACAAUAUUCAUAACUGUUCACGGAAGACCAGACUCCAAUUAUGCCUCCAAUUCAACCACAUCUUUUAACAUUCGAAUAAAAUCAUAAAGAUCUAUGUUGUCAAAUUAUUUUUGUUAACCCCCGCAGUUCUCUCUGCUUAAAUAUUCAUCCUACAAUCUGGUAUGCAGGGGGAGGGGACCCACCCCACAGCCUCUCUGGCAGGUUCCUGGUCACUGGGUUUUGGUUCUUUGCCAUCAUCAUGAUGUCGACGUUCACCGCCAACCUGGCGGCUUUCUUGACCGUGUCCAGGAUGGGGAUGACCGUCACGUCACUUGACACAUUGGCUGCCCAGUCGGACAUCAAAUACUCUGUCGUUGAUAAGGUGAUUCUUACGUUUUGAUGUGUAACGGAAAUGUUAUGUUUAAUAAAGGACUGGCGGGAAUGUGUGUUGUGUUAUUUGUAACGGAGAGCUUAUUUUUGAUAAAGGACUAGCAUGAGCUUGUGUUGUGUUUGAACCCAUGCCUUAAAAUGUUGAUGGAUAUCUAUUUUAAGCAUCCGAAAUUAAAACUUAAUAAAAGUGUUAUUGCACAAACGGGGGGAAGUAGGGGGGGGGCAUUGCAGAUAGUGAGCAGACAAUUUUGUUGGGGGUGGGGGAGAGGGUGGGUGGGGCGUAUAGGGAGGGAUGGAUUAAUUAACAAAAAAAGCAUAAUUUAAACACGUUCCGAGAGGUUUUAUUUUUGGUUGGAAUUCAACGAAUUAAUAUCUUCGUUUCAUAUCCUAAGUACACAUUUAAGUUUGAAAUAGCUCGUUAUUUACACUAAAUAAAAGACAACAGAAAUUCAUUCCGCUUCAAAACAACGGUUGAUACAAUAUACGAAUAGAAAAUCGCACUUCAUGUAAAGGUAGGUGCCCAGAUGUUUUCGUCUGAACUGACUUCCUUCUCGUUUGAAACGUUGCAGAGGAAUACUUUAAGUCACGCAUCUAAUUAUUGCCUUGUCUUGUUAUUCAAGCUUUAAUGUAUCUCGUUUCAAUAUAUUUUUUAUUUCUUGUGUAUAAAUCAUGAUCUGUGUCUUGUGUAUAAAUCAUGAUCUGUGUCUUGUGUAUAAAUCAUGAUCUGUGUCUUGUGUAUAAAUCAUGAUCUGUGUCUUGUGUAUAAAUCGUGAUCUGUGUCUUGUGUAUAAAUCAUGAUCUGUGUCUUGUGUACAAAUCACGAUCUGUGUCUUGUGUAUAAAUCACGAUCUGUGUCUUGUGUAUCAAUCAUGAUCUGCGUCUUGUGUAUCAAUCAUGAUCUGUGUCUUGUGUAUUAACCAUGAUCUGUGUCUUGUGUAUAAAUCAUGAUCUGUGUCUUGUGUAUAAACCAUGAUCUGUGUCUUGUGUAUAAAUCAUGAUCUGUGUCUUGUAUAUAAAUCAUGAUCUGUGUCUUGUGUAUAAAUCAUGAUCUGUGUCUUGUGUAUAAAUCAUGAUCUGUGUCUUGUGUAUAAACCAUGAUCUUUGUCUUGUGUAUAAAUCAUGAACUGUUUUUUCGUACCACCCAAUGAAUGUCUUAAAAAGUAAAUACAAAUAUGUUAGAGGAUACAUGAUACACCUAAGGACAGUUCGAUAAGGGCAAAUAAUUCUUUCACUUAAAGUUAGUACCGAAAGAUAUCAAAAUUAUUUUGUUCCCCAGUCUGUACGAAUCUACCAGCGUGGAACCCUCUUCCCCCCCCCCCCCCCAAAGCUAUUAACAAAUCUAAAUGAUACCUACUCAAGCAAUUAUUGUCACUAAUGGAAUUCAUUUUUGGCUGCUUUCUGUGCUAGAGAAAUACUUAAGAUGUCUUAAGAUACAAUUUUUACAAUUGGCAAAUGUUGUCUGGGUUAAAAAAAAUGUAUUUAGUAAAGCGCUGAAAAUGAAUAUGUACAAUGUAAUUAAAAAUAAAUCAUUUCCUUUUACUUGGAUAUAAAUAAAGAUCUUAUCUUAUCUAUCUUAUACCCCACACAGACUAGUGUGAUGGACUACUUCAAACGUAUGGCCAAAAUAGAGGCAGACUUUUAUGAGCGAUGGAAGAACAUGAGCCUGGAGAGAACAGACAGAAAUCAGGACAGCCUGGCUGUCUGGGAAUACCCAUUAGGUUUACAUGCAUUUUUAUGUCGUUCAAGUUGAUUAGAAAGUAGAUUUAAUAAGUAAACGUGACAUUCAAGGGUGACCUGAUAAACAAGAGUUAUUAAAAAAAUAUCGAUUUGUUCUCUUCUUUCAACUAGGCAAUUUUUCAUAUGUCGACUCCAGUCAUAGAAUGAACACGCAAGACUUUGUUUGUAGCGAUGAUUUAUCUUUUGCAAUUUUAAGGAUGACCUUAGAGCAUGACAACACAAUCUUAAAGUAUGAUAACGCUGUCUUAAAAUAAGAUAACACAAUCUUAAAGUAUGAUAACACAAUCUUAAAAGUAUGAUUACACAUUCUUAAUAUAUGAUAAAACUGUAUUAUUUGAAUGAUUGAAAAAUUUCAUUCUGGAUUGGAUUAUAUUUAAUGAAACUUUAUUCCCCUUAUCGCAUUGGUCGGGCAGCUUGAUUAGCUACUCCCUGGAAAGUACAGGUAGCUGUUUAUGUCACCGUCAGACCCACCCCCCCCCCUUUUUUAGAUUAGAAUGGGAGAAAACUAAAAACUUUUUACAUUCAAAAUCUUGAAUUAAAUCGUAGAAAUCAAUAUAUUAAAAAUAUAAAAAUUAGAGAUAAUAAAUAAAUACGAUCAAAUGAUUUCAUAAAAAUCCUCCAAAUUGGUUAAGGAAAGGCCGAGCAAAAAGCGUAUGUAGGGGAUUAGUGCCGCAUAGUGGUUUACUGUGGUAUGUAUUGUAAGUGCCAUAGCUAGGUUCAGUGCCAUAUCUAGGGUAAGUGGCAUAUCUAGGGUCAGUGGAAUAUCUAGGGUCAGUGGAAUAUCUAGGGUCAGUGCCAUAUCUAGGGUCAGUGCCAUAUCUAGGGUCAGUGACAUAUCUAGGGUCAGUACCAUAGCUAGGUUCAGUGCCAUAGCUAGGGUCAGUGGCAUAUCUAGGGUCAGUGGAAUAUCUAGGGUCAGUGCCAUAUCUAGGGUCAGUGCUAUAUCUAGGGUCAGUGACAUAUCUAGGGUCAGUGCCAUAUCUAGGGUCAGUGCCGUAUCUAGGGUCAGUGCCAUAUCUAGGUUCAGUGCCGUAUCUAGGGUCAGUGCUGUAUGUAGGGUAAGUGUCAUGUCAGUGCCAUAUCUAGGGUUAGUGCCAUAUCUAGGGUUAGUGCCAUAUCUAGAUUAAGUGACAUAUCUAGAUUAAGUGCCAUAUCUAGAUUUAAUCCCAAAUCUAGGGUUAGUGCCAUAUCUAGGGUUAGUGCCAUAUCUAGGGUUAGUGCCAUAUCUAGGGUCAGUUGCAUAUCAAAGGUUAGUGCCAUAUCUAGGGUUAGUGCCAUAUCUAGGGUUUAGUGCCAUAUCUAGGUUUAGUGCCAUAUCUUGAGUUAGUGCCAUAUCUAGAUUAAGGCCCAUAUCUAGAUUUAAUGCCACAUCUAGGGUUAGUGCCAUAUCUAGGGUGAGUGCCAUAUGUAGGGUUAGUCCCAUAUCUAGGGUUAGUGUCAUAUCAAAUGUCAGUGGCACCCGGCGUUGGCAAAGACAUUUUCCGCCCCCUCAUUGCAGGGGAAAAAACCUCAGCCCGUCCUCCAAAAAGUAGAAAUAAAGACAUAGUUACAAGACGAGGCGUGCUGUUUCGCUAGAUGCCGAGACAAUACAUCUAAAAAUUCUUGUUAACUUUCUCCAUUACACCAGCUACCUCAUUGUGAUUUUUAUACAAUUUUAUUUAAGUCUUUUUUUUAUCCACUAUUGCCCCUAAAGAUGUUCACCUUUCCCCAAAAGGGCUUUUUACCAUGUUUCUACGACCCCAUCCCAAAGGGCUUUUUACCAUGUUUCUACGACCCCUGCCUUGGUGAGUAAUACUUCAGACCUCAAGGAUAAUAAAUAAUUUUCCGUUAUUUUUUUUUUUCAAGGCAACAAGUACGGAGCCAUUUGGAGAACAAUCCAAGAGACGGGUCUCGUCAGCUCCGUGGAGGUGGGUCUAGACAAGGUGCUGAAUGAGAACUUCGCACUGAUCACGGAGUCCCCGCUGAUCCAGUACUACACUGGAAAGAACUGUCUCCUCUCAGCCGUUGGAGAUCAGUUCAGUGUCAGGCCGUACGCCAUUGGGCUUAAGGAGAGGUCGACGUACGCCUACAAGUUCUCAGAGGCGUAAGUUCUCGUCCUGGGUGAAAGCUUUAAAGAAAACUUUGGCGUGUAUCAUUUUUCUUAUCCUGUUUUGUUUGUCUGAUGUGAAAAAAAACAAAAAGAGUUUAUGAAUUAAUGGAUAUUUACUAACAACCCAUUCACAAUUUACAUAACUGUUUAUUAAGUUGAAUAAUUGGCUUGUAUAAACCAGAACCGUCCUAUGUCCUUAUCACUAAAGUAAGAACCGCCGUAGUCCUAUAUUGUAAUUACUAAAGUUAAGAUGUAACGAAGUAACCCAUAAAAUGUAUUGGUGUUCUUUCAUCUAUAACGUGCCUGCACAACAUGCGGCCCGCAACCACCCACUUGGCUGCCCUGGAAGUAACAAAAUAUUCUUUAUUAUUAUUUUUUUUCUAUAUAGCUUUCCCCCUUCUCCUGUUAUCUUCAGGCCCGCACAAGUUUCUCAUAAAGUAUUACGACCCGCCUUACAUUUUGAGCUGUGCAGGCCUUCUUUAUAAUAUUUGCUAUCUUAUUCUGUAAUCUACCUAGUUAAUAAAUAUAUGCAAUCAGGAUAAAUGGUUAGAACUUUUAUAAUAUGAUGUGCAUAUUCAUUAUGGGUGCCAAAGCUACCAAUAAGAUUAUUUUGGGGCAAUUUUUUAGGAUAAACAUAUAUAAAUUAUAUGUAAUUUACGCCAUCUAGUGGUUAACCUCAUAAAUUAGUACCUCAUAAAAAAUUUAUACUUUUAUUUGCGAAUUCAAUUUCAGAAUUCUACAGCUGCAAAAGGAGCGGCUGCUGGGCUCCAUCAGGUUAAAAUGGUGGUCAAACAGUGACGUCGUUUGUCCCAAGGAAACAGGAGACUCUGGCCUUGACCUUUACUCUCUGUCCGGCACAUUU
Messenger RNA from Lymnaea stagnalis (great pond snail), 6550 nucleotides. Lineage: Eukaryota; Metazoa; Mollusca; Gastropoda; Lymnaeidae. The record is from the annotation of a GenBank genome assembly.